AGUACUAAUAAGAAUUCCUGCAAAAUUCUCCAAUAAAAGCCCUUUCCUAAAUCCCAGUUAAUUUCUUCUGCAUUACAUUUUCUCAACAAUGGCCACAGAUCUGCACUCUCCGUUGCCCAAAUCGGCGACGGAUUUAUUCGGCGACCCGAUUGAGGAUUCGCAUCCGUUAUGGCUCAACCCGUCGAAGUUCACCGACGCCGAAUUCGACCCGGAAUCGUACAUCUCAGAUCUCCGCACCUUCGUCCCCUUCGACACCCUGCGCUCGGAGCUCCGAUCUCAUUUAGGCGCCCUCAAACACGAGCUGGUUGAGCUAAUCAACCGCGACUACGUCGAUUUCGUCAGCCUCAGUACGAAGCUCGUCGACGUCGAGGCCGCGGUGGUGCGCAUGAGGGCCCCGCUUCUCGAGAUCAAGGAGAAGAUCUUGGAUUUUCGCGGCUCGGUUGACAUCUCGCUGGCGGCGCUGCAGAGCCGGCUGAAGCAGCGAUCUCAGGCCAAUGAGGCGAGGGAGGUGUUGGAGUUGCUGCUCGACACUUUUCAUGUCGUUUCUAAGGUCGAAAAAUUGAUAAAGGAGCUGCCUAGUGUUCCAGCUGAUUGGUCCAGUGGAGCCAUGAGUUCUACUGAGAAAGGUCAACUAAGCAAUGGUAUUUCCUUUCAACAUUCUGAAAAUGGAACUAGCCUCAGGGAGACACAAAGCAUGCUUCUGGAGAGAAUUGCUAGUGAAAUGAAUCGGCUAAAGUUCUAUAUUACUCAUGCACAGAACAUGCCCUUUGUUGAGAACAUGGUAAAGAGGAUUCAAAAUGCUAGCUUGUUACUGGAUUCAAGCUUGGGGCUCUGUUUUGCUGAUGGGUUGGAGCACCGGGAUGAAAAUGCAAUAUACAAUUGCUUACGUGCAUAUGCUGCUAUUGAUAAAACCAGUAGUGCUGAGGAAAUUUUUCGUUCAGCGGUUGUUGCACCGUUCAUACAGAAAAUUAUCUCUCAUGGCUCGACAGGAUCAGUUAAUGGGUCAUCCGGAGAUGAGCUUGAGCAAGACUAUGAAAGAAUCAAGCAACACAUUGAAGAUGAUUGCAAAUUUUUAUUGGAAAUAUCUUUUACAGAAAAUUCAGGUCUGCAUGUUUUUAGCUUCCUGGCGAAUUCUAUUCUGAAAGAGGUCUUAUCAGCCAUCCAGAAAGGAAAACCAGGGGCUUUCUCUCCUGGAAGGCCCGUGGAGUUCCUCAAAAACUAUAAGUCAAGCUUAGGUUUCUUGGAUUAUCUAGAAGGUUACUGUCCCUCUCGAUCUGCUGUCGCUAAAUUACGGGAAGAGACAGUCUAUAUAGAUUUCAUGAAGCAAUGGAAUACUGGGGUUUAUUUCUCAUUGAGGUUCCAAGAAAUAGCCGGUGCUCUGGAUUCUGCACUUAUGACUACUACACUUUUACGCUCUCAGAACUCCUCCAAUCAGGAAUAUUCUCAAAGCUUAGCAUUGAAGCAAAGUAUUUCUCUUAUGGAUUGCUUGAGAUCAUGCUGGAGAGAUGAUGUUCUUGUCCUUUCUUGCUCUGACAAGUUUUUACGCUUAUUUCUGCAACUUCUUUCAAGAUACUCGAACUGGUUGUCAGCUGGAUUGAAUGCUCGCAAAACUGGCAAUGCAAGUGGCAAUGAAUGGGCUAUUUCUGCUGCCCCAAAUGACUUCCUCUAUAUAAUUCAUGACAUAAAUUGCCUGGUCGAUGAAGUUUGUGGUGAUUACCUUGGGCAUGUACUUGAGCUUCUCAAGUCGUGCUCCCCUGAAGUACGUGAUCUUGUGAAGCAGGGUAUUUUACAGGGUGGCAAUUCUCUCAAAGUUCUCCAGCCUCAGCUAAUUAAUUCGAUUGUAGAAACUUUAGUGGAGAAAUCUGUGGAGGAUUUGCGACAACUCAAAGGAAUAACAGCAACAUAUAGGAUGACCAAUAAACCUCUUCCGGUUCGGCAUUCACCAUAUGUAUCUGCAGUAUUACGUCCUCUAAAGGCUUUUCUGGAAGCAGAGCAAGCUGCUACAUAUUUAACAAAGGAUCUCCGUAAAGAACUCGUACAUGGUGCUGCUUUCGAGAUUACUCGUCGAUAUUAUGAAUUAGCUUCUGAUCUUGUCAGUGUGGCCAGAAAAACGGAGUCCUCACUCCAGAAAAUACGUUUAGGUGCACAAAGGCGAGCAGGAGCAAGUUCAGACGUCUCGGACCAUAACGUAUCUGAUACAGACAAGAUUUGUAUGCAGUUACUUCUUGAUAUUCAGGAAUAUGGGCGUAACCUUGCUUCCCUUGGAGUCGAUGCUGCUGAUAUUCCAACAUAUCGUUCCCUAUGGCAGUGUGUUGCUCCUUCUGACAAGCAAAACACGAUAAGCUUCUAGUACCGGAAUUCGGCCAAACAUUCAAAGAGUGCAGCAGUGCUGCCAGUCAUUCAUUGCAAGUACGAGAAGUAUUGAGUAAAACGGCACGGGUAUACUAAAUUAUUAGUCCUUAAAUGAGAUUUAUCCCCUUCCUUCAUUAGAGUCGUUUUCGAGGAUCCUUUUUUUCUUCCAUUCUUUUUCCCUUUGGUUUCCGUUUACGUUCAAGCCCGUCUUACUCAGUGAGCUACUAAGAAGACUUUGUAAUGAGAAUUUUUCCCUUCGAGGCUGCUGUUCCUAAAAUUGCAAAACAUACAGACAGCAAAAAAAAUCUUCAAAAAACAGAAAAAAACAAUCAUACAUUCCCCUCUGUAGUUAUCUUUUUAUAUAAAGGAGUUUUAGCAUUAUUUUGUACUAAACUA
Messenger RNA from Erythranthe guttata (spotted monkey flower), 2748 nucleotides. Its product is annotated as conserved oligomeric Golgi complex subunit 2. Gene Ontology annotation, biological process: intra-Golgi vesicle-mediated transport; Golgi organization; protein transport. NCBI's taxonomy places the organism in Eukaryota, Viridiplantae, Streptophyta, Magnoliopsida, Lamiales, Phrymaceae. Gene Ontology annotation, cellular component: membrane; COG complex. The record is from RefSeq and is a predicted model, not a curated record.